Mucor mucedo is the source of this 1387-nucleotide messenger RNA. RefSeq names its product RNA polymerase III RPC4-domain-containing protein. The transcript has 3 exons. The record is from RefSeq and is a predicted model, not a curated record. Gene Ontology annotation, molecular function: DNA binding. NCBI's taxonomy places the organism in Eukaryota, Fungi, Mucoromycota, Mucoromycetes, Mucorales, Mucoraceae. Gene Ontology annotation, biological process: transcription by RNA polymerase III. Gene Ontology annotation, cellular component: RNA polymerase III complex. The coding region runs from base 115 to 1296 and encodes 393 amino acids.
CCACCAACAACAACAACACAAACAGGAGAAGGCUCUACCACCACUGGAAGUGAGUCUGCCGUUAAACAAGAAACACUUUCUAGUGAACAUGCCAAAACUAUUCCCCUUGGCACCAUGCGUCCCGAAGGAGCCAACUCGGGUCGUUUACAAAGUGUCAAUGAGGGUCAAAAGACACGAGGCGGUACUGCCAAAAUGAAAUUCAAACCUACUAUUCCCCACAAGAGAAACAAGAAGGAAGUGUCGUCUUCGGCUAUUGAUGAAGCAUUAAACUCUAAACCUGGAUUCAAUAAUGAUCGUGGACGUGGUAGAGGACGUGGAGAAAGAGGAAGAGGAGGACGUGGAAGAGGACGUGGUAGAGGUAUUAUCAUGGUAGAUGAAUCCACAGCCUCUGGUAUCUUUUCCUUGGGUCCCUCUGCUGUUUCAAGAGGAAGACCUGGUCAUGGUGGUGCUGGUUUUGCUUCAUUUGGUGGUGAUGUUCCCUCACGAACAGAAGGAGAUAGUGCAGAAUCUGAUAUGGUGGAAAUGUUUACAAAUGCUAUUGGUAAAGAUACACCCGUCACAUUUAGACAUACAUCCCGUUUAGAAGGAGAUGUUGAUCCUGUCACUUUAUCACAACCUGUUGGUAGUAUUCCUUGGAUGUCUGUCAAGUCAAAGAAACCCGUGGUGGAUGUGAGUUCAGUGAAGGAGGAACAGGGAGUGGAAGGAAUGGAAGUGGAUACAAAAGAAGUGGAAAUAGAAGAAGAAGAAGAAGAGGCGUUACCACCUGUGUUUAUGGAAAGUGAUUCACCUGCACAAGAUAUCUUUGCAUUGGAUGAGAAACAUCGCCUUGUAUGUGUGGCAGAGGAUGAAUUACUUUAUUUCCAAUUACCUACUGUGGUACCUCAAUUUGAAAAGCCUAAAGAAGAAGAAAAGGAAGAUGUGGAGAUGACAGAGGAAAAAACUGAGACGGUUGUCAAGACAGAAGGAGGAGAGGAAGCUGAAAAGGUGUUACCAACGGCUGCUAAGAAAUCAACUUUAGAGGAAGCCAUGUCACAGUUAGAUUUAGAUGAUAUGCCCGAUGGACAAAUUGGUAAAUUAAUCGUGUACAAGAGUGGUAAAAUGAAGAUGAAGUUGGGUAAUAUCUUGUUGGAUGUCAAUCAAGGUAUGCAAUCCAGUUUCUUGGAAAAUGUCAUGGUCAUUGAUCAUGAAAGUGAGGAAACAAAGAAGGCUAUUGAGUUGGGUCAUAUCGUCCAAAAGUUUGUGUGUGCUCCCAACAUGGAUGCUCUCUUAAAAGACGAUGAAGACGCGCUUAUUUAAUUUUUUUUUUUAAUUUUUUAUAUAAUAAAUUUUUUUUCUCUUUUUUUUUUUUUACACACACACACACACACACACACACAGAAAUGCUGUC